AUGGAUACUUUAGUUUCGCCUUUUCAGUCGGCUUUUGUUGCUAAUCGUCAGAUACAUGAUAAUAUCGUAAUCACUCAUGAAAUUCUGCACUCUUUUAAAAGGAAGAAGAAGAAUUCUAAAAAUGGGCACUUAGCUAUUAAACUCGAUCUUUCAAAAGCUUUUGAUAGAUUAGAGUGGUCCUUUAUUCUUGCUGUUUUUAAAAAACUUGGUUUCUCUGAAGAAUGGUGUCAAAUGAUUCAACAGUUUAUUAGUACGGUCUCAUAUUCAGUAUUAGUGAAUGGUUCUCCUGGUGAAACCUUUCAUCCUUCUCGGGGCAUCAGACAAGGUGAUUGUCCGCCUUAUAUUUUCAUUCUUUGCAUGGAAGUCUUGUCUCAGUUGCUCUUAAAAGCUGAUGAAGACAAAUUGAUACAAGGCUUCAAGUUCAAAAAGAAUAGUCCAUCUAUUUCUCAUCUAUUUUUCGUCGAUGAUUGCAUGUUGUUUGUCAAGGCUUCUGUCACUUAUGCUAAGAAUCUGCUUAAAAUUAUUAAUGUUUUUGCUAAUGCUUCAGGUCAGGCAAUUAAUUUUGAAAAAUCAGGGUUUAUAACUAGUGGUAAGAUGCAUCAUAAACACAUAAAUUUUUUAUCUAAAACCCUCAAAAUGAAAUUUCUUAGUAAUUCAGAAAAAUAUUUAGGUACUCCCCUUUUUAUUGGUAAGGAUAAAACUACUUCAUUUAAUUUUCUUAUUGAAAAUCUGUAUUCUAGAUUGGGCUCCUCUAAGAAGUCCAAUCUCAAUGUAGCUGGGAGAACAGUAGUCACUAAGCAUGUUUUGUGUAGUAUGUCUGUUUAUCAUAUGGCAUGUUUCCCUCUUCCGAAAACUGUCACUUUUAAAAUUGAUUCCAUUCGGCGUGCUUUCUGGUGGUCAAAAAAGAAUUCGAAGAGGGCUGCGUAUUUUCGAUCUUGGGGUGAUAUAGGAAAAUCUAAACUAAAUGGUGGUUUAGGUAUUAUGAACACAUAUGCUACUAAUAGAGUCUUUAUCUGCAAGCUUGGUUGGAGGAUUUUGAACAAUCUGAAUAUCUUACUUUCUUCUUUUACGAAAGACAAAUACUUUCCUAAUCAAAAUUUGUUAGAAAUCGACAAAGCUGCUAAUUCCUCCUCAUGGAUCCGGAAAGGUAUUGUUAAUGGAUUACAUUUCAUUAAAUCCAACUCUGUGGUCAAAAUUAAUAAUGGAGUUUCUUCUCGUAUUUGGUAUUCUAACUGGAUACCCGAAAAAUUAAAUCCUCCGGUGCCCAGACAUCCUUCUCAUAUUAACUAUGUUUUUGUUAGUGAGCUUUUUGAUAUUCAGAAUGGUUGUUGGAAUGUCAGUCUGUUAUCAACUUUGUUCUUGCCGGAGGAUAUAACUAGGAUUAGGUCAAUUCGAAUCAACCCUAAUAUGAGUGAUAAGUUUAUGUGGUCCCAUACUAGGAAUGUUGCAAGACACAUUUGGUUUGGAGUUUCUUUACUUCAUUUAAUAUCCCCGGAUUUGGAUUGGAUCGAUGACUACUUUCUGUAUUGGCAUAAUUCUGAUCUGGGUGAAUUUCCCUUUAAUGUUUCUUGGCCUAGCAUAGGUACUAUUACUAUGUGGUGUAUUUGGAAGCUACGGUGUGAUGUGAUCUUUAGAAAUGCUUCUAUUGAUCUGAAUAAGGUCAUCUUGGAUACUAAGAGAAUGUUUAACACUUACAUUUCUCCUCGCAUUAGUCCUGCUGAUGUGUCUAAUGAUAUUAAGAUCCCUAUUGCUGAAGUGGAUCAUUUUAUGUUUGUUAAUGGCUCUUUUAAAGACUUUGAUAUGGGUUUGGGUGUUAUUUGGUUUGAUGUUGCAGGAAAUGUAAGAAGUUCUCGUUCGGACUAUGGUUUGAUUCCAAAUGCAGUAGGUGCUGAAGCUGCUGCUCUAAUUUUGGCUAUCUCUUGGGAAGAAGAGAUGAAUCUUUCCAGAGUCGUCUUUGUUAGUGACUGUCUUCAACUUGUGCACUUCAUUAAUGGAGUCAAUUCUAAUAUUGCUUGGAGAAGUAGUGAUUUACCAGAUCAAUGCCGGAGUUUAAUUUCCAGUUCAGUUUCAUUUAAAAUCAUGUACAUUAAGCAUGUGUAA
This is a messenger RNA of Papaver somniferum (opium poppy), 2100 nucleotides long. RefSeq lists its product as uncharacterized. The transcript is spliced from 2 exons. Bases 1 to 2100 code for a protein of 699 amino acids. Gene Ontology annotation, molecular function: RNA-DNA hybrid ribonuclease activity; nucleic acid binding. Lineage: Eukaryota; Viridiplantae; Streptophyta; Magnoliopsida; Ranunculales; Papaveraceae. The record is from RefSeq and is a predicted model, not a curated record.